Molecule: messenger RNA, 1185 nt
Organism: Parastagonospora nodorum SN15
Lineage: Eukaryota; Fungi; Ascomycota; Dothideomycetes; Pleosporales; Phaeosphaeriaceae
Exons: 3
Coding region: 1-1185 (394 amino acids)
Biological process (GO): defense response
Cellular component (GO): extracellular region
Source: RefSeq, a predicted model, not a curated record
AUGCGAACACAUUCCAGGCCAGGCGUGGGCGGCGGCCCUAUUUCGCACUUCUCUAUCGCACAGCUGUGUACAGCACUGUUCCUACUUGCCGGCCUUCCUAUCGCAGAUGCACUCCAUCACAUGGCUGUGAAAGCACCACGCAAGCAGUUGCGCAGGAAAUUAGACAUCACACCUUUGCUGGUCACCAAUCGAUGCCCCGGAGACAUAUGGCCUGGUAUCUCAACGCAGUCUGGAAAGGGCCCCAAGGAGAAUGGCUUCAAACUCCAACCAGGCGAAACCAAGAAUCAGACUGUUUCAGAAGAUUGGCAGGGCCGAGUGUGGGGAAGAACAAACUGCACUUUCAAUAGUGACGGUACCGGCCCAGCGUCUGGUAGCGGGAAAGCCUGUUACUCUGGCGACUGCAAUGGCAUCUUGAACUGCCAAGUCGGAGGCGACGUGCCGGUGUCACUGGCCGAAUUUACUCUCGAUGCUGGAGACGGACACACUUACUACGACAUCUCGCUAGUAGAUGGUUACAAUGUUCCCAUAGCAAUAGUUUUGCAGCCGCUGGAGAAUAUUACUCUUGAUGACAUCCCGCCCAACCUCACAAAUCCAUCCUGCCAAGGUACAGACGGCUUGUUGGCUGCCCAGGACUACAAUCCGUACCCCGAGUAUCCCGAUUUCCUCCGGACAAACACUUCGUAUCCACUGCCAUUCGACAAGAAAGUAGAUCAGAACCAGAUCUCCAAAUGGUGUCCUUGGGAUCUGCAACAGACUCCUCCGGACAAGCCUGGAGAUGGCGUAUACCCAUAUCCUGAUGACAACAUCCAGCGGCCUCAGUUCAACCCGUGCUUCUCGGCUUGCGCGAAGAACAACAAACCAGAAGAGUGUUGUACAGGCGAGUACAACUCUCCAAGCAAAUGCCAUGUCAGUGAGUAUUCGAAGAACGUCAAAGCCGUGUGUCCAGACGCCUAUAGCUUCGCUUUUGACGAUCAAACAUCAACCUUCAUCAUCCCGUCCGGUGCUGGGUUCGAAGUAGUGUUCUGCCCUGGAGCUCGCUCAACUAACAUCAUAGACACAAGUUUGGCAGAGAUGCAGGCGCUGUCUCAAAAGGGAAUGGCCAACAAGCAAGCAUUCAUCACAAUAGAAAGCCGGAAAAAGAUGUUUGAAAGACCUGCCCAGAGCGCAUCAUGGUGGCCUUUUUGA